This is a messenger RNA of Caenorhabditis sp. 36 PRJEB53466, 2019 nucleotides long. Lineage: Eukaryota; Metazoa; Nematoda; Chromadorea; Rhabditida; Rhabditidae. The record is from the annotation of a GenBank genome assembly.
AUGGACCAAGACGAUCUAGAUGACAAUGACUUGAUCAGUGAAGCUAUGCUAUCCAGCGGUGGCACAUUCGAUGCGAAAACUCCCGCUGUAUUACUCGAUCAAGAGCGCUAUCUUCCUAUAGGUAAAUAUACCGUAUUGAAAAAAUUGCUUUUCUACUCUUUGUUUAGCUAAUGUCGUUCGAAUAAUGAAAACUCAGAUGGAUCCGCAAGCAAAAUUAGCUAAAGACGCGAAAGAAUGUGUGCAAGAAUGCGUUUCCGAAUUCAUUAGUUUUAUUGCUUCGGAGGCAGCCGAGUUCUGUCAUAAUACAAAAAGAAAGACCAUAACUGCUGAUGACUUGUUGACUGCUCUCGAAGCAACUGGUUUCGAUAAUUAUGCAGAGCCUAUGAAAAUAUUUCUCAUGAAAUACCGUCAAGCUCACAAAAUCACAGGCCCAAUACACAGGACUCAUUCAAAUUAUUCUCGGCCAAAGCAAUUCAUGGAAGAUGCUCCGGUGAAACCUCUGUUUUUUGAUACAGAACAGGGAAGAAGAUGUGAGUUUUUUAUUCGUAUUAAAACAAAAUCAAACAAAACCAAAAAACAAAAAUAAAACAAUCAACGAAACAUUCAGUAAGGUUGGGCUCUCGAGACUAAAACAGACAUUUCGUUAUUAAUCUUACGGCGGCCUAAUAAUAUUGAUAUGACACCUAAUUAGAUUUAUAAAUUGUCUAGCUAGAUUAAUAAAUCUUCUAGCUAGAUUAAUAAGUGCUCAAAUCAAGUUUCACGCCAACAGUCUGCUGGCUCAAAUCUCGAUUGCGGCAAGAAAAAACAGUCGAAUCUAAUUAGGUCGCGUUUAGAUCAGUAACUUUCUAAUUAGAUUAAUAUCGAAUUGCCAGAGAAGACGUAAACUUUCGGGAAUUCUCGUCUACGAGAGUCUCGAAACCGAGAAAUCUGGAGACUAAAAAGCGAGAAGUGAUGAAAACCGCUUUUUCUGAAGUUGGAAUCGUAGAACGUAUUUUCUACACAAUCGGAAACAUUUUGCUUGUUUGCAGUGCUUGUGUACACACUUCUCAAUUAAUCUCGACGGUGUCUUAAGUGUUAAGUCUCGAGAGCUCACCCUGACUGGAGUACACCUAGAAUGGAAACUUUUGAAAAGUUUGCGCACUUUUCAGGUACGGAAACGCAGUACGUAAUCAACGGCAGCGAAGUAGUGAAAAAUGCGCCAUUUUCCGAUGAAUGGAACGAGCAAACUGGCACUCUAAAUGUACAUUCAGAAACCGUACAUAAUGAUAAUCGUGAUUUGGUCAAUGAGGCUAGUUGUUUCUAUUUUUAUAUAAAAAUUGUCGAAUGUUUUAAUUAUAGGGCAUACGUGCGCCAUUUGUAGAUGGACUACAGAACAAGGACCAUGUCUUCCGAAAAAAUAACAGGCAGAAAGAUAUCCCCACGAAACUGUCAGAGUCAACAAGCCACGACGUUCCAAUAGGCGCAAUAGCAUUAGAGCAGCAACAGCAGAUGCAAAUUUAUGUUGAUCCCACUUCAAAACAACACUAUGCCGCCAUGGAGAGUUAGUAGUUAAUAAUAUAUAAUAUACAUGAGACUUCUAAUAAUGACAAAGAUUAAAAAUGUUUUCAGCUGAGAGCGGGAUGGAACUUUAUCCCAUAAUGAUCCAAGAUACUCCCUUGCAAUUGGAGAAUGUUACAGAUCCAAAUGUGAAUAUAGAAAGCCUGGUGAGACUCAGAACAGACUCUUAUAAGUUAUGACAGUAAUGUUUGUAUAUUCAGCAAUAUCUUGUUCAUCUCAGUGAUGGAACUGGCGCAGCUCUUGCUUCUUCCGGGAUACCAGAUUCGAGCUCAUCGAAGCCUGGAAGCAGUAGUAAUAUUUAUUCUUGUAUCCAUAUGAUCUCAGAAAACAAUUUCAGAUACUAUCGCGAGUAUUCGGAAAAAAUCGGAGUGCAUUUCUGGUUCGCAAGAUAGCAAUAAGAACGCCUCCUUUCAGGCGAGCAACCAGUCUAUCAAACGAACAGUCGUUCGAAAAAGAAAAUAG